This is a messenger RNA of Penicillium cinerascens, 816 nucleotides long. Its product is annotated as RibD family protein. The record is from RefSeq and is a predicted model, not a curated record. Gene Ontology annotation, molecular function: 5-amino-6-(5-phosphoribosylamino)uracil reductase activity. Lineage: Eukaryota; Fungi; Ascomycota; Eurotiomycetes; Eurotiales; Aspergillaceae. Gene Ontology annotation, biological process: riboflavin biosynthetic process. The transcript has a single exon. The coding region runs from base 1 to 816 and encodes 271 amino acids.
AUGGCCUCAACUCGAGACGCACUAGAGUUCCCUGAAUCAGACAAAGGAUUCUUAGAGUGCCAGCUCCCACCAAAAGAUGGCUCGACUCCGCGUCCAGAUAUGCCAUUCACGACACUCACAUUCGCAACAUCUCUUGAUUCCUCUCUUGCUCUGUCCCCGGGCGCACGUACCGUCCUCUCGGGACCGCAAUCCAAAGCCAUGACCCACUACCUGCGCUCUCGCCAUGACGGCAUCCUCAUCGGCGUCGGAACCGCCGUGGCGGAUGACCCUGGCCUCAACUGCCGUAUUGCCGGGGUAGGAGGUUACGGCGGUGAAAAUCUGGACAGCCAGCCGCGGCCAAUUGUGAUUGACCCAUCUGCUCGAUGGGAUUUCUCCGAAGAUAGCAAACUAUUUCAGCUUUGCAGACAGGGGCGCGGCCGCGCGCCUUGGAUUGUGACUACGCGCCAGAAGCCUUCAGCUGAAAAGCAGGCUUUGCUAGAGAAAUAUGGAGGGAAAUUUAUUACAUUGGAAGAGAUUGAUUGGAGUGUUCUCUUUGUAGCGCUUCGAUCAAAUGGACUUCGGAGCGUUAUGAUUGAAGGAGGCGCACAUGUUAUCAACUCGCUGCUGGAGCCUUCAAACAUGUCUCUGAUCGAUCGAGUUAUUGUGACCAUUGCCCCUACAUGGCUGGGCCAAGGAGGAGUCGUCGUCUCCCCUCCCCGACGCUUUGAUACUGAAGGCAAAGCGAUCUCUGCGGCGAGGCUGAAAAAUGUCAAGUGGUAUCCAUUUGGGGAGGACGUGGUUCUCUGUGGUCAAAUUCGAGUAAAUGAUGAUGUAUAG